AUGGCCCACAAGCGUCACGAGCCUGAGGAUCACAAGGACACAGUCAACGGGCUUGUCUACAAGAAGGCGAAAAUGGGAGAAUACACCGAUUUCGCUCUGGAAUGUGACGGUGUCAAGAUUCCCGUCCAUAAAGUGAUCGUCUGCUCUCAGAUACAAGCAUUCGCAGCUGCCUGCGCCGGUGGCUUCAAGGAGGGUUGUUCCGGCAUCUAUCGCAUUGAAAAGUUUCCGCUAUCCUCAGUACGCCACCUGGUACAAUUUCUCUAUACCGGAGACUAUGAUCUCACCACCGACGCCGAUAAGGGUCCUUCAGACCAGAACCCCGUGCUGCCUCCCUCUCUUUCUCCCUCCGCCGCCACUACCGCUGCUGUCACCACUGCUGCCGUCGCCGCAGAUCUCUCGAAGAACCUCGUUGCACACAUUCAUAUGGCCGAGAUGGCGGAUUACUACCAUGUACUGGGACUCAAAGAGCUCGUUCACAAGAAGGUUGACGAGACGCUGCGACUGCCCUGGUCCCCAGAGGGCUUUGCUGACGCGGUGAACAUGGCUUUCAAGAUUGCCAAUGACGACGUACUUCGCGAAAGGCUUGCAGCGACCGUCACCGACCAUCUCGACGAUUUUAUAGGGACCGACAAUCGCAUCAAUCUCUUCACGCACGAUGCAUCUUUUCGAGUCCUGCGAAUCUUGAACGGGAAAAUGAAACAGUCGGUGAGACGGGCUAGGGAAUCGCAGAGACGAACCAAGGAGUCGCUUGAGCUUCAGACUGGCCUCGCACAGCAAUUGCGAAGCGAGCGUGACUUGGCAAAUGGGUAUCAUUUGGUCGUGACGCAUUACCAACAGGGAUCUACUGUUGAAGUCACCAGCACCUGCAUGAAGUGUCGGGCUGUUGCAACCAAAACCUACCAUCCUGGCGGUUUCAACAUCACGUGUAAUUGCCGCGCGGCGUUGAAUCGAUGA
Molecule: messenger RNA, 954 nt
Organism: Aspergillus japonicus CBS 114.51
Lineage: Eukaryota; Fungi; Ascomycota; Eurotiomycetes; Eurotiales; Aspergillaceae
Product: BTB/POZ domain-containing protein
Exons: 3
Coding region: 1-954 (317 amino acids)
Molecular function (GO): protein binding
Source: RefSeq, a predicted model, not a curated record